This is a messenger RNA of Microdochium trichocladiopsis, 771 nucleotides long. RefSeq names its product peptidyl-tRNA hydrolase PTH2-domain-containing protein. NCBI's taxonomy places the organism in Eukaryota, Fungi, Ascomycota, Sordariomycetes, Xylariales, Microdochiaceae. The transcript is spliced from 2 exons. Bases 1 to 771 code for a protein of 256 amino acids. Gene Ontology annotation, cellular component: mitochondrion; cytosol. Gene Ontology annotation, molecular function: peptidyl-tRNA hydrolase activity. The record is from RefSeq and is a predicted model, not a curated record.
AUGGCGGACACAGCCGCCGGCGUCAACACGACGGCCGUGAUCCUCUCGACCAGCAUCGUCACCUUCAUCACCGGCUUCUUCCUCGGCAUCUACUCGAUCAGGGGGUACCUCAUCUCGCCGUCUCUGCGUGCCGAGAGGGCCGCCAACCUCAAGGACCCCGUCGAGAGCGACGAGUCCGACAUUGACGAGGACGACACCAUCCUCGACCACGCGCCGAACUGGACCAAUGGCCUCGAUGCAGACCGCAGGCAGGGUCUGCGCGUGACCGAGGAGGAGAAGAGCAGCAGCAGCACGAAGGACGGCAGCCAGAAGAAGAAGAAGAAGGGGGGUAAGAAGGGCGCCGCCGAGGAGAAUAUGCCAAAGGCCGGCGACGCGAAGGAGGGGAACGCGAAUGAGGAGUGCAAGCUCGUCCUGGUCGUCCGGACAGAUCUGGGAAUGACUAAAGGCAAGAUCGCAGCGCAGUGCAGCCACGCAACCCUGGCCUGCUACAAGACGCUCUCCCGCGCGCAGUCCAAGAACCCGUCCUCCGCCGAGGCCCGCAUCCUCCAGCGCUGGGAACGCCUGGGCCAGGCCAAGAUCGCCGUGCAGGUCAAGUCCGAGGACGAGAUGCUCGAGCUCAUGGGCAAGGCGCGCAGCCUGGGCAUCACCGCCGAGGUGAUCCAGGACGCGGGCCGCACGCAGAUCGACCCGGGCAGCCUGACCGUACUGGGCGUCGGGCCGGCGCCAAAGAGCCAGGUCGAUCUGAUCACCGGUGGACUGAAGCUAUUGUAA